AUGUCUGAGAAGAUAGAGCUCUCUCAAGAGCCCGCCAUCCCAACUGAUACCAUUGCUAGACUAUUCCAUACAUGCUCAUUUACGCAAGAUAGCACUAAGAUCACCGAGGAUGCCGUUACUCUUGUUGAAAGAUACAUGAAGCUAUUUAUACGCGAAGCCGUGCUACGAUCAUUGGAAAACAAGGAGAAAGUUAAACAAGAAACGAGGGCGGAUUCUUUUGCGGAAGGACCGGUUCUGCAACACACCGAUCUAGAAGAGAUCUCGGGGGUACUGAUCCUCGACUUUUAG
This is a messenger RNA of Eremothecium gossypii ATCC 10895, 288 nucleotides long. It is a transcript of the gene MHF2, whose product is annotated as Mhf2p. Gene Ontology annotation, biological process: resolution of meiotic recombination intermediates; kinetochore assembly; replication fork processing. NCBI's taxonomy places the organism in Eukaryota, Fungi, Ascomycota, Saccharomycetes, Saccharomycetales, Saccharomycetaceae. Gene Ontology annotation, molecular function: protein heterodimerization activity. Gene Ontology annotation, cellular component: FANCM-MHF complex; Fanconi anaemia nuclear complex. Bases 1 to 288 code for a protein of 95 amino acids. The record is from RefSeq and is marked provisional. The transcript has a single exon.